CGGGAACCAGCGUUGUCCGGCAACCGGGAUCGACGGAGCGCCGGAUCGAUCGAUCGGACGGAUCGAGCGAAUCGCGUUGACGAGAACCAAUCGGAGAUCUUUGCGCGGCGAGACGAGACAACGAGGAGGAACGUUCGAGCUCUCGAUCGAUCCGGCAGCGAUCGCGUAGGAAAGACGCGGACAUCCGUGUUCCAGGCAUCCUCGCCGCGAAAUCGAAUAAUCGGAUAAAAUAUCGAGUGGGAGAUCUUACGGAGGGACCAAAGUCGGCCCGCGCGAUCUUCUUAAAAUAGUGCGCGAGUUGCUUCCACUUCGAUCUCUUCUUCUUGUUUCGAAUCACCGGAGCUCGGACGACCGAUCUCGCUCGACGAUUUCGUCGCCCGCGAAUAAACUGUAUUCGGUCGGAGUUCUCGAAGUUCGCGAAGUUCACCAGGGAGCACCGAGGAAGAUCGGAGACUCGUGGACGCGAUGAGAACGGUUCUACGAUUUUCGGCCGAGUCGUCGCGAGAAAGGAUCGCCUGGCGCAGAAGCGUCGCAUCGUUAUCCAGUUUCGGAGCUCGUCGCCGUGUUUCCGUCGUAACGUUGUUCGUCGCGUGACUCUUCGUCGAAAGAGCAACCGUCCACCUAGCAAUCUCCUCGAUCGCGCUCCGCCCCCUUUCCCGAAGAAAGAGGACCACGAGUACGCAUCGAGAUCGCUUCGUCGAAAGUCAACGCUGUUGACCCCAACUUCCAUCUCGUUCGCGCGUUCUCGACGCGCGUCCGAUGCACCGUCGAUGCGCUUCCGAGUACGCCGAGCUAAAAGGAACGCGACGACGCGUCUCGCGGGAACACGUGCAUCGUGGAUAACAAGAUCGUUCCGGUAAUAAAGCGGAGAACGCGAGCGAUCGCGGUCGAAUCGGACGUCUCCGCGCGUUCGAGAUCGGCGAGCAAAUACGGACCUUCGAAUGCUCCGGGAAAUCCGACGCUCGGAUAAGAGGUUCUCCUAGCUGCUUCGGCUCCGUCGAGGAGCACGUCCCGGUAAUUACCGGUAUCGAAAAUCGAUCGGACGAAAAUCGCCGUGGGACACGGAAGAAGACCGACGACGCGACGAUUCGUUCGUCUCGAAUCGCGACUCGUUGUUUCUCGGCGAAUCGAAGGAUCGAACGCGGAACUCUCUGUUCCGCCCCGGCGAUUAUCCACGAAUUCGGACCGCGGCUGAACGGCCGAUUUGGUCGUUCGGUUGGCAAAUCGCUCCGAACAUCCAGUUGAUCCUCGAUAAAUCGUGCGCCGCGAGCCUCGAUCCGGCAGGAUCCACGCGGACGACGAAUGUCGAGUGUAAUUACGCCACUGGUUCUGUGCGAGCCUGCGCCGAGAUCGUGCUCUCCAGGCUCUAUUCGACGCGAUAAUUAGUGAUUCCGCCGUGAAGCCGCAGUGUUGUGCUUGAAUCGAUGCGAUUCGGAUGACGUUAACGGCUGCUAGGCUGGACGUCAUGGCGUGCAUCAGGGCACCGAGGUCCGUCUGCGAAUCGAGCGACGACGUCAAGGCCGAUUCGACUCGCAACGUCGUACAGAUCUAUACGGAUUGGGCGAAUUACUAUCUCGAGAGAGGUGGGUGCAAGAGAAGAGUGACGGAUCUUCAAUCGGAUCUGUGCGACGGUGUGCUUUUGGCUGAUUUGGUGGAAGCAGUCACGAACCAGAAAGUGAUCGACGUCAACCGAAAGCCGAAAACCGCUCAACAAAUGGUCGAGAACGUGAGCCUGUGCGUGGGUGCGCUCCGAGCCCUCGGGGCGGACGUGGGAUCCGUGAAUCCUGUGGAAUUGGCGGCAGGAUCAACCCUCUGGCCGGUCCUAGCCCUUCUUUUCGCCCUCUCACGAUACAAGCAGAGAGCGAAACAACUUCAAGACAUGCCUAGAUUGCCGUCGCCGUACAAUAAGCAGUCGACCGUCGGCGGGGCAGGUGGCGGUCCCGGCGGUGGAACAAGCAUACCCUUACCUGCUACCGUGGCUGCUACCAGAAGGUGUCCCCCGGAUAAAGUUCGACCAGCUCCAACUCCGACGCAUCAAUCACAACUUGGUUUGAAGCACGGAAACGGUGGCAUCGGAAGUGCGAGCAGUUCCAGGAGCACGAGCCCGAGCCAACAGCAGCCACCGCAAGGUGGCCUGUCCUUUAUUCCUCAGCCUAGAAGUCAAAAUUCAACGAACAGACAAACGGCAACCACCACUCCUAGCCCUCGGACGUCGACGGUGGGUAAAUCGGGGAGCACGAGGAGCACGACGCAGAGUUCGCCGUACGCCAGCACAGGAGCGACGACGACCCAGCAGAACAAGAACUCGGUGCUGGACAAGUUCAAGCUGUUCAACAACAAAGAGAAGAACCAGGAGCGCGGCAAAGCGUCGUCCGGCGUCUCGAAGCGCACCUCGAGCUCCUCGGGCUUCUCCUCCGCCAGAUCGGAGCACUCGGACAGUUCGACGUCGUUGUGCGACCAGAGCAAGGUCCAGGUGGAGUCGCCGAAGAGCCGGGCGUUGAAGUCGAAAUUGCAGUCGGGCAAAGCGGCGAAGCAGGCGAGCCCGAAGACCGUGAGGAAGGAGCAGAGCAAGAUCGCGCGGACGAAGGGCGGCGGCCCGGAGAAGCUGGUCUGCUACAAUCCGCCGUUGGAAGAUGUCAAGUCGGCCAGCAAGAUCGGCGGCGUCGGCACGAAGCUGGCCGCGUCGGACAAGGACAAGAAGUCCUCGAACCUGCAGGAUCUGCUGAAGCAGCCGACGAGCGGCGGGCAGCUGCACAAGCCGAACCAGGCCGCGUCGUUGCCGGGCAAGCAGAUCAGCGCGCAGGACGCGAAGAACCUGGGGAACCUGAGGAACGAGUCGACGCAGCAACAGCCUAGACCGAAGAUGGAGCUGCCGGGGAAGAUAGCGGACGCGAAGAUGCACCUGCAGAACGCGAAGAUACCGCCGAACGGGCUGAACAAGGACAUCCUGGCGCAGAAAGGACUGUUGACGAGCAACGCGAACGGCAUGAUCAAGCAUCCGGACCAGGAGGACGACGGAAUGGAUCGCACGCUGUCGAUGAACCAGGCGAACCUGUCCGAGGACAAGCCGUGCAUGGACAAGCUGAAGGCGAUCGUGGACGACGCGCAACCGACGAGCAAACAGCCCGGAGGAUUCGACGCCGGCAGCAAGCAGCAUCAUCCGGCGAACGCGAAACUGGCGAACGAUCUCGAAGAGAUGGAGAGCGUUCAGGAGAAACGGCCGACGCCUGCCACUCCUCUGAACAGUCCGGAAGGGACCGCUGAUGGAAAGGUGACGAUCGUCGCGCAGGAAGCUUCCUCGACGGCGAACAACGACGGCAACGUUCCCGCGCAGAACCAAAUGACGAACGGGCCGAAUUUCGGGCCGAGCAGCAAGCAACUUCCGGGGGGCUUGGUGAACGCGCCGCCUCCGUUGCAGAGCAACGCUUUGACCGCUUCCGGGAUCGGUCCGGGCUCCAGCAUUCCGAAGCCCACGGCCUUGGUGAAAGGCACCUCGAAACCGCCAAAGGAAAACAACAUGCCGGGCGUACCGACGCCCACCAAAUUGAAGGCAGACGUUUUGCAUCGCAAGCUGGACCCGAGCACGGUCGCAAUGGUGUCACCGAUGCCGAGUAUUUCGGACCUGAUGUCCGAGAGCUCGCACAGCAAUUCGAACAGCACCGGCCAGAGCAAUUCCAGCGACAGCAGCGUUAUUUAUAGGCCGAGCAGUGAAAGUGGCAGUGAGAUCAAAACCAUACCCAAUAGAAAGAUUGACACGACCUUCGAGCAAAUGGAGAAGGUCCUGUCUGAAAGUUCUUCCUGCGCUGGAGGUUCGAUGGCGGACGACGAGGCCGAGAUGACGGUGAAGCCGAUGCAGCCUUUGCUGCGCGGCUACACGCCCGGUGCCAGGGCUCUUCAGACCCUGCCGAGCAGAACGACCGCAAGACAGUACACGAUUCUUCAUUCCUCCUCUCAUCAUCAUGUCGGUCACGAUUACGCGGACAUCGACGUCGCCUCUGGUUAUCUGAGCGACGGGGAGGUUCUUCGCGGCGGCAUGAACGUCGGCAGCAGAACGCUGUCCGACUUGUGCGACGGCUAUAUGUCCGAGGGCGGUGCUUCCUUGUACGCGCGUAGAAUCAAUCCAUCUUACGGUCACGAUCACGAAAGGUACGUGGGUGGUUCGAGGCGAGAGUUGUCAGGGGUGAAGGAACUGGUGACCUCGAGGAGGGUGCAGAAGAGACCCUCCGCGAACGUUGUAAGGUCGGAUGGAGGUUGCAUCGGGGGCAGUCCAGGAAGCGGCGGCGUCAUUGCAGGCGGCUUGCUAGGCGGUUGCAGCGGCGGCAACGACGCCUUAGCAGAAUUAACCAUCGAGGACCUGGCAUCUCUUCCCGCCGGAAAUCACACCUCCGCCAAUCACACGGGCCAUUCCUCUCAUCACAAGAGGGUGCCGGGUGGUGGCGGCGUGAUUGUGGGGGGUGGCAGUAGUUCGGCCACCCCCCAAGGUGCACAACAGGGCAGCAGCCUUGUGUACCGCGUGGUAAGCUCCAGACAUCCUGGCGGCCAUCAUCCGCAUGUAAAGAAAUCGGACAGCUCUCAGCAGACUGACAACUCGGCGUUCAAACACCAGCAACAGCAACAGCAGCAGCAGCAGGUCUCGAACAGCUCGGCGAACAGUAGCUCGAACAGCCAACAAUGGAAGAAAUAUAUCGAGGCCGGAGCUGCGAGGGACCGGGAGAGAGACAAGGAUGGCGCGCCACCGAGUCCUAGUCCCUCCAGGCGAUCCCAAGACAAACACCGGAAACAGGCCAUGGCUGAAUAUGCAAACGGCGAAAAACCUCAGAAAGUUUCAUCGGGAACGUCGACUAGCGGCAGCAAUAAAGUUAGAGGAGUGCCGCAGAGUUUCGGAUACGUUAAGAGACACAGCGCUGGCACCAGUCCCAGCCCCAACGGAGUCCAAAAUGGCAGCAAAGACACUACGAGAACUGCUCAAGUUAGCGCUGUUCCGAGGACAAAGGUCAAAGUAUCCGGCGGAACGCAAACGUGCACCACGGAACUGCAGGCGAACUCCUCUACGUCGAGUCAAGGACAUCAUUAUAAGAGUUACAGCCUUACCGGUCCCAGCGCCAGUCAACUUUCCCAAUCAGUACGGGACCGACUUAUGCUCGGUUCGCAAAGCCUGCCGAAGCCUGGUAGCCCAGAAUUCACGGCGCUGUUCGCGUCUGCUCAUCACAGGGAGAGAGGAUCCGGAGCCGGACCAACGAGUGCUUCCUUCUCGCCGCGAGUACUGAAACCAUCCGAUGGAAGUCUCAGCGAUACGUGCAGCAAUUAUGCAGCCCCCGAUCUGCAGGGGUAUUACACCCCUAACAGUCCGUACACUACAUCCUGGAUGAGACACAGCAAUACUUAUACACCAAGUGGACGUUCCCAAGGAAUGGGCCUGUGCGAAGCCGACAGCGUGGAGUCAUUGGGAUCUCACCGAGCGAGCUUAACUCACGCCCGUUUAUUAAUGCAUCAGAGGGACUCCACCGGGUCCCCGGCACCGCCUAGACUGAACCGAAGCAAUUCCAUUAGCCAUCUGCGGGACAGGACAUUCCCAAGAUCCACGAAGAGCGAAAAAAUGUAUCCGUCGAUGUUAGCUAGAGGAAGCGGAGCAUCAUCCUCUGUCGGCGAGGAAGUCGGAGUCGGGAUAGGAAUGGGCGUGGGUGUUGAACCAUAUUACAGUGUCCCCGUGGGAUCUACCGGGUGUACGGGGCAGCACUGGUCCCAGCCAACGUCCCCGACGCCCACGCACACAUCUCGACAACCGCCUAAUCUCUACCAGCAUGUGCAUAAAGACGACGACAUCCACGGAUCUUCUGUAUCUUUGGUAUCGACAGCGAGCAGUCUGUACAGCUCGGCGGAGGAAAAGCAGGCGCACGAGCUGCGGAAACUGCGGCGGGAGCUGCUCGACGCGCAAGAGAAGGUCCAUUCGUUAACCAGCCAGCUAUCGACCAACGCUCACGUGGUGUCGGCCUUCGAGCAGUCCUUGUCCAACAUGACACAACGGCUGCAACAACUCACUGCAACAGCUGAAAAAAAAGACUCGGAGCUUCAGGAGUUGAGGGAAACGAUCGAGAGGCUCCGGAAACAGAGCGCCGAGGCUGGUCUGAACAAUGGUCCGAGCGCGAACAACGGUCGCCGUCAUACCCUCGGCGAUUCCGAUUCCGGGACGACCAGCUGCACCGGGAACAGCAAUCAUCAGGGCGCGUCGAUGGCGAGGCAGUUGUCCGCGGACAGCGUGACGUCGCUGAACUCGCUGAGCAGCGCUUGCUCGGCGAGCAGUCACCACAAGAAGAAGGGCUGGCUGCGCAGCUCGUUCUCGAAGGCGUUCUCCAGGUCCCGGAAGAACCGUCACGGCUCCGUCUCCGACGCGGAGGACUGCAAGGAGAGCGCCGGGGGCGACCUGAGCGCGCCUAACAGCCCCAGGCUGCCCACCGCCGCUAAACACGAGUCCGCGAGGAGCCAGGGCACCCGAAGCAAUGGCCAGAAGUCGCCGGAAGUCGAGAACCCGCUGUCCGGAAGCAAGAGCAGCUCCGCAUUGUACAAGAAGGAGGACGAGGACGUGGUCGAGCUGAAGAAACAACUCCGGGAGAAGGAUCUUGUGCUGACGGACAUCAGGCUGGAGGCUUUGUCCUCGGCGCACCAGCUGGAAUCCUUGAAAGACACUGUCAUCAAGAUGAGGAAUGAGAUGCUUAAUUUGAAGCAAAAUAACGAGCGUCUUCAGAGGUUGGUAACGUCGAAAUCUUUAACGUCGUCACAGUCGUCAUUGCCCAGUGACCCGGACAGACGUUUCAGCAUGACGGAGGUGGCCUCCACCGUUGCCGCAUUGUCAAACGGCGACGCCUCCUCGGCGGCGGAUCAACUGGAAAAUUUGAACGUGCCGGAACACCCGGUGGUGCCAUCGACCACCUCGGCAACGGGAGAACCGACCCUGGAGCAGGACACGGACGGGAAACGGAUCAACGUGGCCAUCUAUCUGGGCAGCGAGAAGAACUUCAAUUAUAAUCUGGUAACUGGAAGCACGUCCGACGGGAACAUGGGCGAGCCCCCCCAUUGCGUCAUCGCAAGCGUCUGCAUCAGCAACAAAACUACUUGGGACUCGCUCGAUUCUACCGUGAGACGUUGCUUCAAGGAAUAUGUCACCAGAGUUGAUCCUGUGACGAAUCUCGGUCUAGGCGUGGAAUGUGUCGCCGCUUAUCAUCUCGGCGAAGCCUCUAGGUGCACCACCGACUCUCAGCAUCCGGAACUGCUACCCUGCGGAUAUCUGAUCGGCCACGUGAAAACGAUUUACUUAGUGCUCUCCGGCUACUCGUGGCUCGCGGUGGACACCCUAAUACCACGAUCCAUUGUGCAGCGGCUGAUAUCACUGCUAACCGAGCAUCGCAGGGUCAUUCUUUGCGGACCAAGCGGCACCGGAAAAAGCUAUCUGGCUGGAAAAUUGGCUCACGCCCUGGUAGAUAUCGACAACGACACCAAAGACGCUGCAGCGGUGGCCACGUUCAACGUUGAUCACAAGUCCAGCAAAGAGCUCAGGCAGUAUCUCGCGCACAUCGCCGAAAGAUGCGACUCGAACGCAGCCGACGAGCUACCGAGAGUAAUCAUACUCGAGAAUUUGCAACACGCCGCGUCCUUGGGAGAGUUGUUCAGCGGCCUCCUCGGCACGAGACACUCGUCUUGCCCAGCUAUUAUCGGCACAAUGAGCCAAGCCACUUGUAGCACAACAAACCUUCAAUUACAUCACAAUUUCAGGUGGGUGCUCUGCGCUAACCACAUGGAACCAGUUAAAGGGUUCUUGGGCCGUUAUCUCAGGCGAAAACUAUUGGAGCACGAGCUUCGCGAAUGUGGUGGGACCAGGAACGCAGAAAUGGCGGCGGUUGUCGAGUGGUUGCCCCGUGUUUGGUUACACCUGAACAAGUUCCUAGAAACUCAUAGUAGUUCCGACGUGACCAUAGACCGUUUAAUAACGAAUGUUCCACCUCCAGGACCGCGACUAUUUCUGUCCUGUCCGAUGGAGGUGACAGGUUCUCAAGUAUGGUUCACGGACCUGUGGAAUUACUCCGUGAUACCGUACUUGGUCGAAGCGGUCCGAGAAGGAUUAACACUUUAUGGCAGACGCGUCAGCGGCAAUGGAAACGGCGACACUUCCUGGGAAGAUCCAGCUCAAUUUAUCACAUCCAGUUAUCCGUGGAUCUCGACGCACGCGGUGCACGGUGGCAGCGAUGCGCUUCUUCGAUUACGUCCCGAGGAUGUUGGCUACGAUGUCGUUACUUCCGGACACACUUCCGGAGUCGGAGGAUCAAGCGUUAAGAGCCUCGGAAGCACGCACAGCGACACCGAAGGCGAUCCGCUGCUGAACAUGCUAAUGAGACUACAGGAAGCGGCUAAUUACUCGAGUCCUCACAGCAACGACAGCGACUCGGUCACCUCCCUCGAUUCGUCCCACACUCGGCACUCGGAAGACCUGAGUUCAUCGACAUCGUCGUCCAGGGGUGUAGAAUCGGCGUUGUAACUCGACAAUGCCGGGCGGCACUGUUUCUACGAACGAAACGAAAUCUUUAGAGACGAGAUUUGCGCGAGGCCAGUUUGUACCAUCGAGACGGAACAACAGCUAUGAAUUUACACCCGUUUGGGACAUACAACCGAAUUAGAUGCAUCUAAAAAAAAAACUGUCACGAGAACAAGGAAAGAAUCAAAAGCAAAUUUUUAAUAACUUUAAGAUUACGAUUACAGAUUUUUCUCCCUCUAACUUUUUAUGACGAAAAAAAAAAGAAAAGAAAAGAUAUCAAAGAGAUAUUGCGAAACGGUCAAUGUAUCAAUGAGGACCAAAGAGGUCUUUGGUAAUACGCGGUACGGUGUUCUUUAUAAACAAAAAAAAACACGUCCUUUCAUUCGCUCUUAUAAACGAUAAGAAAAAUGGUGUGUAUUACCGGCGAAAUUAGGAAUUAGAAUCUGUCGAGAGAAAAAAAGUUUUUCAAUGCCUACAACUGGCCUAUAUUUAUUCUAGAUUUUUACGUGCGUCAGGCACCUCGGUGUGAUAUGUAAUUAAAAAUAAGUAAGAGACAAGUAAAGGCGAAUAACGCGGAUGUUCUUCGACAUAUACAUUGAUAUGGGUGCGCAAGAACGUAACGCCGCCACGCGAUGCAAUAAUCCACGCUGCCGUUAUGGAAGUACGAGUCUAUUUUAAACAAAUAAGAUUUCUACGGUCAAAGUGUACGAUCCAACAACGUAAGGUGUAAGCUUAACGCGCGGCUCUUCUCGAGAAAUUUCGGUGGGAUAUACAGUAUUAUAUCAUAGAGCGUAAACAACAAACAAACAAAAAAUAACGGCUUCGCACUGGGCCAAGGUUUUUAGGAUCCCCGGGGAACUGCCAUUCCUCUCGUCCACUACUUUUCAGGUAAUAGCUUAUCUUAUUCGAUAGACGGAUCUCAUAAACGAACCGCUCAAAGGGAGUGUACUGUCUCGCCUUCAGAAAUGCAGCGCAGAUCGAAGUGAGCACUGAUGAUGAUGGGUGUGCGUGCAAACAUAGUCUAUUUAUACAUACUUUGCUACGAAAGCUCUAUUUAAUUAAAAAAAAAAUGUUAAUAUAAAUAUAUAUAAAUACACACACCACACACUCGCGCGCGCGCGCGCGCGCAGACACAUACACACACACAAAACCUAAACGAUGACGGCGCUAAAUGUACGAUGACGGAUAAAGUUUAUAAUUAGCCAGUAAGAUAUGUGAGUAAUUCUGGUCAUGUAACAUUGUAAAUAUGAGAUACGAUUGGAAUGUACGAUGACGCUAGGAUGGAAAUUCAAUUGGAAGUCCCACCACGGUAGCCUGUGAGAGAGAUCCCUUUUUAGACAGCGGCGUGUAAAGUGUAUAAAGGGAAGUGGCGGAGGGGCAAAAGAAAUAAUAAAUCAUUCGCGUGCAAUUCAUUGGACCGUGCCGACUACCAAAGCGAAGACAGAAUAAUACAGGCUACACAGACUAUACAUAUUGUACAUGUUUAACAAAUAGGGGGCUUCAUGGGCCGCAUUCAGAUUUCGGUCGGUGGCACGAUGUCGUCGUGAAAUCGAUGUGCAUGUAACGUAACAAUUAUAAGUCGCAUUUACAGGUUUUUUUACGUUUGUACCGUAUUUAUACGCUGUACGACAUUGCACUCGACCUUUAUUCAAAUAACGAUAAUUACUGUGUCAUCAAAUAAAAAUCACACUAAACUUUA
Messenger RNA from Megalopta genalis, 10223 nucleotides. RefSeq names its product sickie (gene sick). Gene Ontology annotation, biological process: nervous system development; neurogenesis. NCBI's taxonomy places the organism in Eukaryota, Metazoa, Arthropoda, Insecta, Hymenoptera, Halictidae. The record is from RefSeq and is a predicted model, not a curated record. Gene Ontology annotation, molecular function: ATP hydrolysis activity; protein binding.